This is a messenger RNA of Vigna umbellata (rice bean), 1274 nucleotides long. The record is from RefSeq and is a predicted model, not a curated record. NCBI's taxonomy places the organism in Eukaryota, Viridiplantae, Streptophyta, Magnoliopsida, Fabales, Fabaceae.
ACUUUUACUGAUAUGGGAAAUAUGAAUCUCCAUCUAUGAAACUAUCAUCACUUUUAGCUGAAUGAACUAUUUGAUGGUAAUAAUCAAAAUGUUAGAAUUAAAAAUUCAUCUCCCUUUAUCUCUCCUUAAUUUUCCAUUUUGAACUGAAACACAGUGAAUAUGAAAUCAAAACUGGCAGGUUAAGUUUUUAAAACUUGUGGUAGGUGAAAAGCAAGAAAUUUUCUCUCAUUUCAGGUAUCUAAAAUGGGACAAUGUUUGAGCUUCUGCUGCUUUAAGCAUACAGCUUCGUCUCAGCAACAGUAUCCAACUGUGAUAGAAGAGCUAUGCCCUCAAUUUUCUCUAGCCGAACUUAGGAAAUGGACAAACAACUUUGACGAAAACCAAAUAAUUGGAAUUGGAGGCCUUGGCGUUGUAUAUAAAGGCUCUCUCCGAAACAGUUGUGCUACUGAGUGUACAAUUGCAAUCAAGCGAAUACAUGCGAUUACUGAGAAGGAACUUAAGCAGUUCAAGAACGAAAUUGAGUUGCUCUGCCAGCUUCGCCAUCCAAAUUUGGUCACUCUGUUAGGAUUUUGUGACCACAGAGACGAGAAGAAUAUUGUAUAUGAGUACAUGACCAAUGGAUCUCUCCGUGAUGUCCUAUAUUGUAGUGAUAUGAAAAAGAAGCCACUAACAUGGAAGCAGAGGCUAAACAUCUGCAUAGGAGUAGCGAAGGCACUACACUACCUUCACACAGGUCUCAAGAGAACAGUCUUUCAUCGUAACGUAAUACCUUAUAAUAUUCUUUUGGAUAGCAACAUGGAGGCAAAACUCUCAGACUUCCGACUUUGCUUAACAGGACCACAUCAUGCAUCAAAGCCAAAACCAAAGACAAUAACAAAAGAUGGCUUUUCAGGUACGUAUGGUUACGAGGCUCCUGAGAUUUCAGAAAACAAUACAUUAACAGAAAAAUGCGAUGUUUACUCCUUUGGUGUAGUUAUACUAGAAGUGGUAUGCAAAGAGAAGCUAAACAGUGUUGAGAAGAGGCAGAAACACCCUGUUGAGGAGAAUAUUGAUCCAAAUAUUAAAGGAAAGAUUGCACCAGAGAGUUGGGAAGUAUUUAUAAACAUCACAGAAAGAUGCUUGAACUUUGAUCCAAAUGAGCGACCAUCAAUGGGUGAAGUGGAGGUUCAACUUGAGCUUGCUCUGUCACUGCAGGAAGAAGCAGAUAUAAGAAAUAGCUGUGAUGCUUAUACCCUAUUAUCUAUGACCAUUAUUAGUUAAUCCUCAGCUACAGU